Darwinula stevensoni is the source of this 1572-nucleotide messenger RNA. The record is from the annotation of a GenBank genome assembly. Lineage: Eukaryota; Metazoa; Arthropoda; Ostracoda; Podocopida; Darwinulidae.
GUUUCACUAACCCUUAAAGACGAACAAUUUGACAUCUUCAAUCGAGAACAAACCCGUUUAGCAGAGCUUGAGGCUCACUUUAAAGCUUUAUCUGAUGUUCAAGCUCGCUUCCAAGAAAAUCACAAACUAGAAGACUGGCUUGAGGAUAAAGGGUUAUCGCAACUCCCCUCCAUUUGGCCCAAAUUAAAAUUGGCAUCGGGUUGGGAAACAGCUUUUGAAGCGUAUUUAAGCGAGCGUCUCGUGGCGCGGGAAAUUUCUAACCUUGACUGGGUUGGGCAACUGGUCACGGGUACAAUUCCCGAAAAAAUGACCUUUGUCCAAUUAAACCAAGUAGAAAAACAAAAACCCACCCUCACCAUCGAAGGGUUAACGCCAGCUACUGACAAAAUUACUAGCACCGAUGAUGGUGUCAGCGCACUCUUGAGCGCGUGGUUUUCAGGUGUCUAUUGUUGCGACGAUUUGCCUAGUGCAUUAAAGCACCGUUCUUUGCUUUGCGACCAUCAAACCCUCUUAACGCCAAGUGGUCAUGUGGUGACCAAACAUGAUGCUCGUCUUUAUGCGGCCAACGCUGAAGCAUCCGGCUGGGUUGCACGCGCAGCCGAAAUUGAACAGUUGCAAAAACGCAUUCGUGCCCAACAAAUUGUCAUUGAGUCAAGCAAGAGCCAGUACCAAGAUGCUCAAUAUGCUUAUCUGCAACAACAAAAUCAACAACAACACCUCAACGAACAAGUUAAAAUUGAUGCACAAAAAGUGCAUGAACAGCAGCUUCUGGUGAUGAAACUACGUCAAGAAAUGGCGCAAUUUGAAGCACAACAAAGCCAGCUCUUAGGAGAUGAAGCUGAGUUAAAAGAACAACAAAAAAAAUUAACUCAGCAACAAGAAGAACUCGAAGAACGUUUUGAGCAGGCUGACUUACAAUUGGCCAGUAGCCAAGAAACACUCGAAGAACUCAUUUUGCAACAAGAAGCCGCUCUAAAUGACUUAAAUGAUGUUAAGCACAAGACGCAGCAAAUCCAUCAUCAACGCCAAGAAGUACAAUUUCAAUUGCGUCAGCAUCGCCUGAUGAUCGAGAGGUUUGAUGAACAAAUUCAUAGUGCUACGGAGCAGAUUGAUCGUUGCCAAGAGCAACUGGAGAGCUUACGCAGCGAGUUAGAAUCGAUGCAAAUCACUCAACAUAACGAGGAGCUAGAUGCUGCCGUGGCACAGCGUGAAAUGGCCGAACAAAUACUAACACAGACUCGCUUAGCCAUGGAAGAAAAAGCACAGCAGUUACGUGCGCAAGAAGAGUCCCGUUAUGCCGCUGAUCGUGAACGCGAACCCAUUUUAGAACGGCUGGCAAACUUGCAAGUGAAAGAACAAGCUGCAAAAAGUUUAAUUGAUCAAUUUAAUGAGCAGCUUGCGCAAAUAACCUUUGAUGCGGCUGCGGUGCGCACGGACAUGCCAAGCACACUCAAGACCACGGAGUUACGCGCCGAUAUUUUGCGUAUCAACCAAGAGAUUCUCGCAUUGGGCGAUGUGAAUUUGGCUGCUCUAGCUGAACUGGAAGAAGCACAAAAACGCCAAGAAUUUUUA